Messenger RNA from Homarus americanus (American lobster), 2202 nucleotides. RefSeq lists its product as uncharacterized. The record is from RefSeq and is a predicted model, not a curated record. The coding region runs from base 114 to 1481 and encodes 455 amino acids. NCBI's taxonomy places the organism in Eukaryota, Metazoa, Arthropoda, Malacostraca, Decapoda, Nephropidae. The transcript has 2 exons.
GGUAAUCGGGACAAUGUAAGUUGGUGGUAGUGGUUGUCAGCUGUCAGUCGUUGUCGGGGUGAACCAGCUGCAUGUUGUCUCUUCUUUUCUCGAGAUGAGGUGAGCGUAGUGUAAUGGACGACCACUUGUAUACUACCAAGGGUCCCAGGCCCACUGUGCUUUGGCGUCCAGCUCAUGGAAGAAGCGUCGUCCCAACCCACAACUCCUACAUUUCCUUUGACCGUGUCGUCCGCACCGUCCAUCUCGCCGAGGCUUUGGAUGUCUGCGUGCGUCAGAGAAUGGAACCCAAGUUUAUCUACUCCCUUUGCAGUAUCAACAGGAAGAUCCUGAGACGUGAUCAUCCGUGUAAGAACCUGCAGGUUUUGUGGUUCGGUGGCAAACAUCCAGACUACGACGAAGAUGAGCCUGACUGGUACGGUAAUGUGGAGUUCGCCAUCCAUGUUGACUUUCUGUUAAAGAAAUGGAAUUAUUGCUUCCUGGUGGAUAUGAUGUCGGCUCCGACCCACUCGGUUACCAGACUGCUAAUCACCAACACCGACUAUUCAAGGGUGUUGCCUAAGUACGACCCAACUGAACCGGGAGGUCCCUGGCAUAUUACCCCCAAGAGCCAUGAACUACUGACUGACUGCCUGCGGUACAACAACAAGGGCAACAACAUUCACGGCCACACUCUGGAGUUCAUGAUCGAGGCCACCCCUUUCGGCCAGGAAAAACUGUUAGAGAACUGUGAAAUCUCAUUUAGGAAUCACUCUGAGGCCGAAGACAUGAGUCGGACACACGUUUGUCAUCGCUUCCGGAAUACUAAUGUUCCGUGUCCUUCCCCCGUCAAGAGCAGCAUGGCCUCCAGGAUCUUCUUCCAUGAACACGCGCGGCUCAGACAACACUCGCUCCUCGCCGCCCCUCGUCUCUCUCACAGCGCUGAGUACUUCCGCCGUUGUUACCUCACCAUGGACGGAGCCCCUUCUAUCCCUAGACGCAAUCUCGUGCCCAUGCCUGAUCCUCUUCUACACGGCACCCUCCCCAUGCACCCUCCAGGGUUUUAUAUGAACAAUCAGUUUUCAAAAUUUUUCUUGCAGUUUCCCGGCGGGCUCCUCUUAGGUCACCAAAUCUUUCAAAGGAGCUGCGCUGGGAUGGGGCCAGAGAGUAUGAGACAAAUGGUGGACAUGCGUUUUUAUCCCUGGGCCCACCUCCUUGAACAUCUGUGGAAACAGAGGUUACGAGGUGAAGAGGAAGCUGAAGGUGAAGACCCUGGAGGUCACCUCCAGUUAGCAGAAAGCCAGGAUCAACAAGAUCAGUCUGAUGUGGUCGGAACCAGAGGUCACUCUCAGUCUGGGAUGCUCCCCAACAAUUCGGGUCAUCCUGAAAUGUUCCAGCACAACCCUUGGUUGUUCCAGUCUUCUUGGAGUCCAGCUUACCCUGGAAUGCCGCCAAAUUUCGGGGAUCUCAGCCAGCCCACAAUGUUUCUCCACAGUUGGGGAUAAACCCACUGUACUGUACAGUUUGUUUGAAAUCUCCCUAGAUAAUUCUCUGACAAUUUAAGCAAGAAGUUUUAUUGAGGAUCAGUGUAGGAUAAUCUCAAGACAAGGCUGUGGAAGUAUGCAUGGAACGGUCGACCUUCAUCCAGCUGAUCAUGCUGUGGUCUGAUAAUAAUAAUAAUAAUAAUAAUAAUAAUAAUAAUAAUAAUAAUAAUAAUAAUAAUAACAAUAAUGAUUAUGAUGUUGAUGAUGUUGAGCAUCAUCAUAAUAGCAAUGGUGAUGAUGAUAAUUAGGCAAGGAGGAACUUGGUAAACACAUCGUGAGGUGAAUUCAGUGACUUUCUCCCACAAAUAGCGUAAUAAUGAAGGAACGCAACAGACUACUUCAGACAUGAUAAGUGGAAGAUAAAAUGAGACGAGGACAGCCGAGAAUCUACUUCACUGACGCCUUCCUAAAGUAACGUUAACAUCCACGACUUUUUAAUGUUAUAAACAAAAUAAUCAGUGGUAUUUGACUCUUGUUAAAUCAUCCCAGAAAUCAAAUCGUAUGUUUGUCAUAUAUUAAUAAACUUUUUGAUGUUGAUUUACGCGUCUUGUGAUCUUAAGAGUUUUAUAAGUACCAUAAGUCAAAUACUCUUUAUAUAAACAAGUACAUUUAUUCUUAACACACACACACACGUACACACACACACACACACACACACACACACACACACACACACACCUCC